AUGGAGACCAACUACAAAAUUGGCAUAGAAGUCGAACUGUUCCUUCAGCCAAAUGACAAUGUGUACACGUCUAAGGAAGAUUUUGCAAAGGAGCUGGUAUCCAGCUACCGCCAAAUCAAAGAAAACGUGCAUCUAAUGCAUCUUGAUCUCGACGAAUGCCCUUAUUUUGGGCCGAAUCGCCUAACUGAAUGGACGAUGGAAGAGGACUGCUCCCUUGAAACUGAUAGGCCUGGACAGAUUGACGCAGAAUUCUCAUCUCCAGUAAUGUACCAUUCCAAUCCACUCUGGAGGAGAUCUGUGGGAUCUGUGUUCAAGCACUUGAGAACCCUUGCAUCCCUUCAAGUGAACCACUCUUGUGGUUUUCACGUUCACAUCAGCAAGCAAGAAAGACCGUGGACACUAGAGGAUCUUAAGCGUGUUUCCCGCGCUAUUCUGUAUUUCGAGUCAUCUAUGGAGCUCGUCGUCCCCGAGCAUCGCCGCGGGAAGUUCGUGGUUCGGUUUAUCAACAGCGCCCGAAACAUUGGCACUCGAUGGGGCCUCAGCCAGUACAGACGCGACGUGCUUGGGCUUCAUAAAUUCUUAUGCGACUAUCCCGUUCCCAACAGCAACCCAAACCUACUGGAACCCCUUUUCGCAGGCAAGACGGGAGUCUUGGAACCACGGAGACUUGGCCAAUUAACUCCGGAACAAGCUAGACGGCUCAGGGACAAGGAUGACGAAGCGAAAAAUAAAAACACUAUCAAGGAGAAGUGGUCUUUGAUUCCGAUGUGA
This is a messenger RNA of Trichophyton rubrum CBS 118892, 771 nucleotides long. RefSeq lists its product as uncharacterized. The transcript has 3 exons. NCBI's taxonomy places the organism in Eukaryota, Fungi, Ascomycota, Eurotiomycetes, Onygenales, Arthrodermataceae. The coding region runs from base 1 to 771 and encodes 256 amino acids. The record is from RefSeq and is a predicted model, not a curated record.